Messenger RNA from Macrobrachium nipponense, 1658 nucleotides. RefSeq lists its product as uncharacterized. Gene Ontology annotation, biological process: DNA integration; DNA recombination. The transcript is spliced from 2 exons. NCBI's taxonomy places the organism in Eukaryota, Metazoa, Arthropoda, Malacostraca, Decapoda, Palaemonidae. Gene Ontology annotation, molecular function: DNA binding. The coding region runs from base 191 to 1312 and encodes 373 amino acids. The record is from RefSeq and is a predicted model, not a curated record.
GUAUCAGCAGAUGUGCAUAAUCUCAGCGAAACUAGCGAUGAUGACAAUAUUCCACCGGCACAACCCAAAAAGAAGAGAGGUCCCAAAACGGAAGAAACCAGCCAGGAACCUUCCAAUAGUGAAAUUCUUCAAUUGUUAUUAUUACAGAAUCAAACAUUAUUGAAACUAGUGGAGAAAGGGAAACGGAACCAUGGUUUCCUCUAGUCAAGACAGUCUCCAAGGAAUACCGGAAGUACAAAGUCAAAGCAGAAGGCUGCCAGAUACUUCAUAUGGACUGUACCUCACCCUUAGCACAACACCACUUAAAUUUGAUCGCCUUCAGAAUAUAAAAGAUCAACUACCUUCCAUAUUUCCUCCAGAGAUAUGCAACAAAAUUACUUCCAAUUUACGAGACAGCUCCUUGGCCAAGUACCAAAAUCUCUUCAGUAGCUUUAAAGAGUUCAUACACAAUAAAUAUGGAAGUAACAACAAGUUCCCUCUUUUAUCACUGCUACUCUACUUUAACGAAUUAAUAGACAAGGGCCUAGCGUACAACACACUAAAAGGAUAUCGAGCUGCUCUUGGACCAGUUUUGAAGGGAUACUUUCCCAAUUAUUGUCUAGCAGAAGACAAGUAUAUUAAAGCUAUGCUGGAUGGAGUAAAUAGAAGAAGACCCAGCAAUUCUCAUCAAUUUCCAGGCUGGGAUCUUGAUAAAGUAGUUUCCUUCCUCAACACUACAAGAGAUGAUUCUAUGCUGCUUAUGAUUCAGAAGACCUUAUUCCUCGUAGCUUUGGCUUGCCCAUUGAGAGCUAACCAAUUUAAUCAUCUAUGUAUCUCCAGGAGCACUUUCACACCAGAAACCAUUGUGUUAAGGAACCACCCUUCCUUCAUGGCCAAGAAUCAGAGAAACAAUUACACUCCUAUUGAAUUCAGCUUUAGGUGUCACCCUACUAAGCCAAAAAUUUGUCCAGUUAGACAAUUAAACUUUUAUCUGAAGUACACAAAUAAAAUCUGUGCAGAAAGGAACAUAGAUAGGGAAGACCAUAUUUGGCUGGAUGAAAACUUCAAGAUCAUGUCCCUUCCAAAGAUGAGGCAGCUAUUCAGGGACUGUAUUUUCAGAGCUGAUCCCAAUGCCAGAAAACACUCCACCAAUUUCCACUCUAUCAGAGGUCAAGCAGCUUCAAGGAUGAUGUAUAAUGGUGUUACGCUGCAAGAGAUAAUGACUAGAAUGAAUUGGAAAAGCAACUCUGUAUUUGGGUCAUUUUAUGCUCUCCUCGGUCUACAGGGAGCUUUCGAUGCAGUCGUUGCAGGACUUCAUCUUCAUGCCCCCUGAAGUAUCGGGUGAGCAAAACCAGUGGGUCUGAAAGGCUGAAGCCUCUCUCUCUAGAACUGACAGUUUACUUGUGAACCUAAGUUCUGGAGAGAAGAGGCGAGGCCUUUCAGACCCAGGGUCUAGUUCACCCUCCGACCCUACCCCCGAAACCGAGGAGACCAUUCUGGAGGAAAUAAAGAAUUUGUAAAGUAACUACCUACAAAAGUCAACAGCUUACAUGUUUCUGAAGGCCAACCAUAACAUUUUUCAAUUAUUCAUAAAUUUCUUUAAGGUAUACUUAGACUCGUUUCCUUGCAUUUAGAGGUAAUGCAACUUUUAGGUAACAAGAUAGGAAUAUCUUGGAAAG